AUGGGUCUUCUCACUCUUGUUGAGGAUAGGCCAACGCCCAAGGCUGUCUACAACUGGCGAGUCUAUGUACUGGCCCUCAUAGCAUCAUGCGGUUCGAAUAUGAUUGGUUAUACAAGUGCGUUCAUUGGCACGACUAUCACUCUGGAUUCCUUUGAACAUGAAUUCGGCCUCGACAAAAUGAGUUCUGAGGCAGUGUCCUUGAUCAGUGAAAAUAUUGUUUCCCUUUUCAUUGCAGGAGCCUUCUUUGGCGCAAUUUUGACAUACGCUCUUGGUCACUUCUGGGGACGCAAGUGGAGUUUGGUAAUUGCUUCAGCUGUCUUCACUCUUGGAGCUGGUCUGCAGCUCGGCACCCGGGGCUCCACCGGGCUUGGUAUUAUGUAUGCAGGACGGGUUUUGUCAGGCCUUGGUACUGGGGUGGCCUCGAAUAUCAUCCCUAUCUAUCUCUCGGAGUUGGCGCCGCCUGCAAUUAGAGGGCGCCUAGUUGGUUUGUAUGAGCUGGGCUGGCAAAUUGGUGGUCUUGUUGGCUUCUGGAUUAACUACGGCAUUGAAAAGCACAUGGCCCCGAGCCAUGAACAAUGGCUGAUUCCUUUUGCCGUUCAGCUGAUACCUGCCGGGUUACUCUUCAUUGGAGCCCUUUGGAUAAAGGAAUCCCCCCGCUGGCUCUUUCUCAAGGGACGCCGGACACAGGCAAUGAAAACCCUGUGUUGGCUCCGUCAAUUGGAGGAGACAGAUAUCUAUAUCGCAGAGGAGGUUGCAGCUAUUGACCAAGCUCUCGAGGAGCAAAUAGCCACAGUCGGAAUUGGUUUCUGGAAACCUUUCCAAGCGGUUGCUAGACGCAAAUCAAUUUUGUACCGUCUUUUCCUGGGAUGUAUGCUGUUUUUCUGGCAGAAUGGGUCAGGUAUCAACGCAAUCAAUUAUUACAGUCCCACCAUCUUCAAGAGCAUUGGCGUUUCUCAGGCCAGUAUUGGCCUGACGACCGGGAUUUUUGGCGUGAUCAAGGCAAUAAUGACCAUUUUCUGGCUUCUGUUCUUGGUUGACCAGCUAGGACGGCGGAAACUCCUGCUCGGCGGUGCAAUUAUUGGGUCGGCUUGUAUGUGGGUAAUUGGUGCCUAUAUUUGCGCUGUACGCCCCGAUGAGCACCCGAGCAAAUCUUUGAAUGGGGGAGGUAUUGCUGCCAUGUUCUUUUUCUAUCUCUGGACGGCUGUCUACACUCCUACGUGGAAUGGCACUCCUUGGGUUAUAAACUCGGAGUUCUUCGAUCCCAAUAUCCGUUCGUUGGCCCAAGCCGCGACUGCCGCCAGCAAUUGGCUCUUCAACUUUCUCGUCUCCCGCUUCACCAAGCAGAUGUUUGCUACCAUGAAUUACGGGGUUUAUUUCUUCUUUGGGGCCUUAUCUUUCUUUGCUUUCUUCUUUGCCUUCUUCCUUAUUCCCGAAACCAGCGGUAUUCCCCUCGAGGCUGUGGAUCGACUGUUUGAGAUCAAGCCUGUGUGGAGUGCGCAUAGCAAGCUCCAGGCCCAGCUAAAGGAAGAUGAAGAGAUAUUUCGCCUGGAACUGAAAGGCACAGGUGCUUUCAAGAAAGAACAAAGCCACGCGCAUGCACAUGUGGAGAACCCUAAUGUAUAA
Aspergillus ochraceoroseus IBT 24754 is the source of this 1623-nucleotide messenger RNA. Its product is annotated as sugar porter family MFS transporter. Lineage: Eukaryota; Fungi; Ascomycota; Eurotiomycetes; Eurotiales; Aspergillaceae. Bases 1 to 1623 code for a protein of 540 amino acids. Gene Ontology annotation, molecular function: carbohydrate:proton symporter activity. The record is from RefSeq and is a predicted model, not a curated record. Gene Ontology annotation, biological process: transmembrane transport; carbohydrate transport. Gene Ontology annotation, cellular component: membrane. The transcript has 4 exons.